Dermacentor silvarum is the source of this 1902-nucleotide messenger RNA. RefSeq names its product putative sodium-dependent multivitamin transporter. Gene Ontology annotation, biological process: transmembrane transport; sodium ion transport. Lineage: Eukaryota; Metazoa; Arthropoda; Arachnida; Ixodida; Ixodidae. The coding region runs from base 83 to 1753 and encodes 556 amino acids. The transcript is spliced from 16 exons. The record is from RefSeq and is a predicted model, not a curated record. Gene Ontology annotation, cellular component: membrane. Gene Ontology annotation, molecular function: symporter activity.
UGAAACAUCGUCAUUUGUGCUUCACUGUAUACCACGUUGACGAAGUGGCAUUGGAUUAAAGGUUUAUCAGCCAAGAACAACCAUGGUCCACCCAUUCGAGUAUGUGAUCUUCACAAUUAUUGUGGGAGGAAACGUCGCACUUGGCCUGUACUUCUCCUUCCGCAAGCGAACGGGUCAUGACGGCGACACUGACGAAGUGUUUCUGGGCAAGCGCUCUCUGGCCAUGUUUCCCUUGGCCGUUUCAGUCCUUGCGUCGAUGAUGUCGGCACUGGGUAUAGUGGGCUUCACGGCCCAUUACUACAGCUACGGCAUACACAUGAUGUGGGGAGUUGUUCCUAUGCUGCUUACCACCCCAGUGAUAACGACCAUCAUAGUACCAGUGUUUUAUAAGCUGAAGAUUACGUCGGUGUUCGAAUACCACAGAAUGCGGUUUGGUAGUACUAUUGCAGCUGCCACGUGUGCGCUGUACUUCUUUUUCGCGCAAAGCCUGGGAGCUCUGUGUAUUUACACGGCAUCACUGGCUGUUUCUACAGUGUUUCAUUUUCCUGUUACCUGGUGCAGCCUCAUGAUCGGCUUGACUGGGACCAUAUAUACUGCAUUGGGUGGUCUACGAGGUGUGGUAUGGACCGACUGUGUUCAAGCCGUAGUUAUCGUGGCAGCACCUGCCACUAUUGCAAUAAAAGUGAUCUGGGACGCCAGCAAACGACAUUUAAGGCCAAUGACGUUCGAGGACUUCAAACCGUAUGCUUUUCAAUACAAUUUAGAUUUCACUCAGGACGAGAACCUUUGGUCAUGUCUCAUCGGACUCUUUUGGUGUUGGAUCUAUCGGGCGGGCUUGGACCAGAUUAUGGUGCAGCGCUACUUAGCCUCAAGAACACUCCGUGAUGCACAAAGAACCGCAUGGUGGGGCACGCUACUCAUCAUUGCCUACUUCCUUAUUGCUGCCGGCUUAGGCCUCAUCAUGGCUUACUGGUACCGGGACUGCGACCCUUUGCUAGCGGGCAAAGUCGCUACUACAGACCAGAUAAUACCGUACUACGUAAACACUCAUUUGGCAUCAUUCGUGGGAUUUUCCGGCAUCUUUCUGGCAGGUGUUGUGGGAGCCACUACAAGCACUAUAUCAUCCGCCAUAAAUUCAUUGGCGGCGGUAACGUAUGUCGAAUUUCUCGCAUUUUUUGCAAAGCCGUCACCGAGAGGCUCACUCCUACUGACAAAAUUCUUAGCCUUCGCCUCUGGAAUAAUAAUGAGCCUUUAUGCAAUUGUUAUUCCAUACUUGGGGUCGACUGGCAGGGUCCUAAUGGUACUCCAAAAUUGCGUAACCGCGCCGUUCGUAAGCCUUUCAAUCCUAGGUCUGGCAUUUCCCUGUGUUGACACCAAGGCAGCUGUAAUAGCAGCUACCAUCGGAUGCAUUUGGCAAGGCGGGUACACCGUAGUCGACAUGAUGUAUGGCGCCGGUCCUCCAAGAAUGGCGGCUUCUUUGGAUGGUUGUGAUGCGGAGGAGGUUGCCGUAUUGCUGACGCACAGUAAUGUAUCUACGCCAUACAGCCAAGCACGGAAUGAAGCUGCUGUGGUAAUGAUUUCAUCUUACUGGAACAACCUUUUGAGCACGACGGUGACAAUUUUUAUAGGUCUGCUUCUUAGCAUAGUUACGGAUGGCCGCAAGCAGUACAAGAAAAACUUGCACCUCACAAGCGGCUUGGUUCUUGAAGAAAUGGGUGAUUCACGGAUUCAUUCCGCAAAGCGAUAUUAUUGAGCUCAAUGAAGUGAAGAAGGAGGAACCGCUACUGCAAAAUCUCGAGGCAAAAUACAGUGAAUUCAAAGAAGGCAACGUGUGAGCUUCUGGGAAAGCUGAUUGAAUAUAGCAAUCAUUGUCGGUGACUGUUUUGCUCAUACAUAAAUUAU